Molecule: messenger RNA, 801 nt
Organism: Penicillium nucicola
Lineage: Eukaryota; Fungi; Ascomycota; Eurotiomycetes; Eurotiales; Aspergillaceae
Exons: 2
Coding region: 1-801 (266 amino acids)
Molecular function (GO): FMN binding
Source: RefSeq, a predicted model, not a curated record
AUGAGCAAAUCGACAACGAGCUCUCAGCGUGCGCCAUGGCGUGAUGUACUUGACUCACAUCUCCAACAAACGCCAGGAUAUGAGUUCACAGUUGCAACGAUCGGCUAUGAUGCACGGAACCGCUCAGUUCCUCGUCUACGCACAUGUGGCUGCCGUGGUUUUUUCCCGGAACUUGAGCUUCACCCCAAAGGCCAGGAAGCGAUGGACGAGCAGGUUGAAGGCGGUGGCAAUCCGCCGGUGUUUGAAAGUGACAUGCUUUGCUUUACCACUGAUGCUCGAAUGGAAAAGCUUCCUCAGCUGGAGUCAUCUGGAAAUGCUAUUGAGGCCGUCUUUUGGUUAAAGGAUCUCAUGAUUCAAUGGCGUAUCAAGGGGACUGCAUAUGCAAUUGGAGACCCCCAAACCAAGGUAUCAGAGAACGAGAAGAAAUCUAGAGAAGAGAUUCAGAGGGGCUUGCGGAUGAAAGACGAUGGUCGUGAAAUUGCAAAUUGGACGUGGGACAAAGCUGUCACCAAGUACUUUGCAAAUCAUUCACCAAUUGCAAGAGGCUCUUUUCGAAACCCUCAGCCUGGGUUGCCUAGGUCCCAAAAGCCUGACAAUCCUGAUCUGAAACUUGGCCAGAAAGUCACAGAUCUUCACGACCAUGUCGCCCGCAACAACUUCAGGGUUGUGGUUAUAUGCCCAGAGGAGGUCGAAUGCUUGGAUUUGACAAACCAAGAGGACGGAAAGAGAUGGAAAUGGGCAUUGGAAGGUGCGAGUGACUCGCCUGAUGCUCAAUGGAGCAAGAUCGAGGUUUGGCCAUAA